Messenger RNA from Symbiodinium sp. CCMP2456, 2217 nucleotides. NCBI's taxonomy places the organism in Eukaryota, Dinophyceae, Suessiales, Symbiodiniaceae. The record is from the annotation of a GenBank genome assembly.
AUGAUGCGACUGCUGUUAGGCCGUGUCCUGUGCCUUUGGGCAACAGCAGCAGCGAGCCAUGCUCCACAUGGAAUCUACAACAUGGUCCCGCUCGUGUUGCCGAAGGCAGCACUUUGGGACGAGGCCAGCAAUUGCUGGACAUCUCAAAAUGUAGACGACUUGGUGGUACACAAGGCUGGGGCUGCCGCUCUGGAAGCUGCAGUUUGCCCAGAAGGUAUAGCCUUCGAGGGCUGGCACGGCCAGGUUGAGAGAAUCGAUGAGGACUCGCUCGGUAGAAACAUACGGGCUUGUGUACCGGGGAUUUUCAUGAACGCAGACGCGAAACGUGCUCCAGAUGCUCCAGGAGUUUGUAUAUUUUUCUGGGUCACGGCUGGGGUGAAUGAGAUGCCAGCAUCCUACAGAGCUGCCAGCACGGUGCUGGCUGCAGUGGCGUACUCCAUUGUUUCCACCUGGAGGUUUUACACGGACCUCAGACACGAGCAGGUCAUCAGCUUAGCAGGACCUGGCGUGCUGCCAUCAGUUCUGGAAAAGGUCGGACGCCGCGAUGGCUCUCUCCUGCCUGAGCCUAAACCCAAGCUGCAGUGGCUUGUUCACGAAUCGAUUACUGUUAUCGGGAACGUGAAGAUGCGAGCGCUCAUCCGUGCAGUGAAUGGCACCAGCAAGUUCGGUGACAUGGACGAAAAGACCAGUGCCUUGCACGGAGCAAUCGAGCUCAUGUUCCAGCAAAGCCCGAUGGUGGUGCAGCUUCCACCUGCCACUAUGGUGCAAGGUGAUCUGCAUUCGGUGCCGAUCCCCAGAACACGGUCAACCAUCUGUCUAAUGGAAGCAAGAGCCGUGAUAAGCUCUGUAAGCACCUCCUUGAAGGAAUUGCAAGGCUUGCGGCAUCCGCCACAUGGUGGGGACGAGCAACAGCCAUUCUAUCAUACUUGGGCAUGGACGCUGGCUUGGUUCGUUCUGUUGGGCUUGAGCGCACUGCUGCUCCACAAAUCCUACAAGAUGCUUCUGAAGGCGAUGGAAGACAUGCAGGAGAGGCUAUCCAACAUGCAGGAGAGGCUAUCGAACCUUGAGCUGCAAGCUGAUGAUGGCUUCAAACUUGUCUACAACAGGCAGGCAGGCCAGCCUGUGGCCGAUGUUCAUCAAGAUUGGUGCCUUGUUGAUUGUCAGAAUCUUGUUGAUUGUCAGAACAGUGACAGCGACGGCGAGCGCGGUAAUUCCGUGGCUGGUUCUGCUCCACCAGGCAUUCCUACCAGGCAAUGUCUCUCGCCGGGCUGGCACUACGUGCUAUGUCGUGACAAUGCUGUGGUAGACAUUAUUUCAGUAGCUUCGACCAGGCCACUGCGUGCAGGCCCCGGCGCAGCAGUAGCAUUUUUGAAGUGUAGUGCUGCGCUGCCAAUCCGGGAUCGUGACUUGGUUGAGCUGCGCUACACCGUCGAGGACUGCGAUUGUGUGCUUCGCAUAACAGCCAACCAUGCCGUCAAGGUUUACGGAAACCAUGGAGAGCAGGGUGCUCUGCCUGCUGCAGAUGUGAGACCUGGCGACUGCUUGUGGACACCCUCUGGUGUGGGCAGGGUGCGAGAUGUUUCCUCACUUACUCUGAGCACGGAGUGCUACGAGGCAGAGCUCACAGAUCCGACAUCGACGAUGUUCAUCGGACCACGUACUAGCAGACCAGACCACUUUGUCGAAGUGUAUGGGGAGUUGGCUCCGCGUCCUAUGGAUGAUUAUGUAAAGCUGCUUCGCUUCCGGCAUUUCAAGAACUUCGAGAAGCUCCUUCUCGAUGGUGGUGAAUUGGCAGCCUGUCGAGCUGACCUGGAAGCCCGAGGCUUCUCUGCAGACGUGAGCAAGAUCGAGGUGGGCUCCGGCAAGAGCUUAGGACCGGGCAAGCUCUUUGUGCACGGAGAACUAGCGGAGCGAGUGAUCCACGCACUCAAAUUCCGCCGGCGACCUUUAACACCACGAGAUGUGGUCGUCUCAAGGGCUUAUGAGAAAGCUGUUCUUGACGCCGUUCUUCACCAGGUGAACGCCCGCAGCAAUUGGGUGUGCGACCAGGAGAAUCUGGACUUGUCCAGGGCUUCUUACCUGUGGCUUCACGAUGAACCACUGCGCAUGUCGACGGACACAGAGACGGUCACUGUGGAACGAACUUUCAUCAAUAUUAAGCCCUUGCCUGCAGCAGGCGCAGCAGCGGCAGGUGCAAGAUCUGCAAGAAGUGCGUGA